This is a messenger RNA of Aphanomyces invadans, 1339 nucleotides long. RefSeq lists its product as hypothetical. Gene Ontology annotation, molecular function: oxidoreductase activity; FMN binding. Lineage: Eukaryota; Oomycota; Saprolegniomycetes; Saprolegniales; Verrucalvaceae. The transcript has a single exon. The record is from RefSeq and is a predicted model, not a curated record. Bases 17 to 1180 code for a protein of 387 amino acids.
CUCUUGAAUCGACGCCAUGGCCGACACUGCCCCCGUUGUUGCUCCUGCGGAACCGACUGGUGCCCCCCCUGUGGUCGCCCCAAGCCCCGCCGCCCCUGCCCCCGCUUCGACUGCGACGUUGCACACCCCACUAACGCUCGGAAGUACGCUAGCUUUGUCGAAUCGAAUUCUUCUCGCGCCGCUGACACGAUGCCGUGCGACGGCGACCCAUGUCCCCACGGAUCUCAUGGCCGAGUACUACGCGCAGCGCGCGACGGCUGGCUUGAUCAUCACGGAGUGCACCAUGAUCGCUCCACUGACGUCGGCGUUUGGGACCGAGCCUGGGAUUUUCACCCCCGAACAAGUCGAUGCGUGGAAAAAGGUUACCGACGCCGUCCACGGCAAAGGGGGCAAGAUCGUUUUGCAGAUCUGGCACGCCGGCCGAGCGGCGCAUCCGGCCUUCAACGACGGCGCCGGCACGAUUGGCGCAUCCCCCCACGCUAUCGAUGGCGAAGUGCACACAGCCACCGGCAAACAGCCCCACGUGGCGCCGCAAGAGAUCCCGACGAGCGACAUUCCGCAUAUUGUGGCCCUCUUUGCGUCGGCGGCGACGGCGGCCGUGACCAAAGCUGGUUUCGAUGGGGUCGAAGUCCAUGCCGCGAAUGGGUACUUGAUCGAUCAAUUCUUGCGCGACGGCAGCAACAAACGAUCGGAUGGCUAUGGUGGGUCGGUGGAAAACCGAACCAAGUUCCUGGCCGAAGUGCUGGACGCUGUCACCAAGGCCGUGGGGGCGGACAAAGUUGGCGUGCGGUACUCGCCCCUGAAUAGCUACAACUCGAUGGUCGACAGCAACCCGAUUGCCCUGAGCGAGCAACUCGCAAAGGUCAGCCAGCAAUUCAACCUCGCCUAUGUCCACGUGAUGCGCGCCGACUUUUUCCAAGCCCAGAAAGGCGACAUCGUGCCGAUUUUUCGCGAGCAUUUCAAAAAUACGCUCGUCGUCAACAUGGGGUACACCAAGGACGAAGGCAACGACGCGAUUGCCAACGGCCAAGCGGACGCCGUCGCAUUUGGCACGGCAUUUCUCGCCAACCCAGACUUGCCCGCGCGGUUUGCCAAUGGAGGCGAGCUCAACCCGCCUGACCCGGCCACAUUCUACACCGGGGGGGCGAAGGGGUACACCGAUUACCCUGCGUUGUCGUAGGGGGGUUUGCCCACAUCGACGGUGCCAUUCCCCCACUCUACCUGUUGAUACGUUGCGGAAUGCUUUGGCAAUUUGCAACGUGUGCGAUGUGUGUAGAUAGGCACACCAUAGAGAAACACUGGGCGAGUUGUACGAAAUCAAUUCCUUCACAUCACACGC